AUGUCAGUGGGAGACGAGAACGAAACCUGCCACCUUCCAGUCCACGCUGCCUGCUUGGAGCUUUGCGGACAGCAUCAACGUGGUCACCUACCGCUCUCGGCAGAGUCUUUGCAGGAUUCCAGCAUGGGUGUGCUCAGCCGUUUAGCCUUUGAAUAUGAGGAGCAAUACCAAGAUUUCUGUGGAGACAAGCUUCACGAUGGUAUGCUCAUGCUCAAGGCAGACUAUGGGGCUUUAGAAUGUUAUGAGUGGAUGGACGAUGACCAGAUGCCGACGAUGGAUGAUUUUGGGGCUUUCGUUUACCAUGCGAGUUGUACGAACAAGGUUUUCGACAUGAAUCCGAUGACGAUCAAGGCUAAACAGCUUACGGACUUUGUUUUAUCUAUGCUGCAACCUCUCCUGCUACCACGCCCAACAGCUGGUCAGGGACAUGCUCGCGAAAUCACUCACUGUCCUGGUGCACGCCUACCUCAAGAGCUACUCAACAUGAUUGAGUCCUAUGCAUCUUCUUCCUUCUCCAACGCCGACCCCGAACCAAGCAGAAUUCUUCCCCAGUCCUGGUGGCGAGAAGCACUCAUCAAUAAGAAAAUGCUCCCUUGGUUGUGGGACCUUGACGUCGACAUGAUUAGAACGAAAGACUCCAAGCCACCCAAAAAUUGGUUUGGGGCAUCUGGGACGUGGGUUGAGUGGGAUUGGGAAUUGCUGGUGCGGAAGCUGGCGCAGACGGACUUCUAUAAAGACAUCGGCAUCCACACAGCAGGAGAAGGGCCGGCGCUUGCGUUGAAGAACCGGAGACGAAUAUUUUUGAUAAUGGACGAUCUUGUCAGGACCCUCCCAGGUCAGCCAAGGAUGAAGGAAUCGAUCAACUGGCAGGACACAGAUUGCCCUGACUGGCUCUUGAUCUGCCAUCUAGUCAAUACCUAA
Messenger RNA from Endocarpon pusillum Z07020, 921 nucleotides. RefSeq lists its product as uncharacterized. The record is from RefSeq and is a predicted model, not a curated record. The transcript is spliced from 2 exons. NCBI's taxonomy places the organism in Eukaryota, Fungi, Ascomycota, Eurotiomycetes, Verrucariales, Verrucariaceae. Bases 1 to 921 code for a protein of 306 amino acids.